Molecule: messenger RNA, 4042 nt
Organism: Styela clava
Lineage: Eukaryota; Metazoa; Chordata; Ascidiacea; Stolidobranchia; Styelidae
Product: inactive tyrosine-protein kinase transmembrane receptor ROR1-like
Biological process (GO): positive regulation of kinase activity; protein phosphorylation; multicellular organism development
Cellular component (GO): signaling receptor complex; plasma membrane
Molecular function (GO): ATP binding; Wnt-protein binding; transmembrane receptor protein tyrosine kinase activity
Source: RefSeq, a predicted model, not a curated record
UUUUAUAAACACAGAUAUAAGUAAAGCACAAUAUAUAAGAGAUAGAACAGAGCAGUUACCUUAUCAGUACUUCUGCAUAUUUAAACGGCUUAAAUCUUAGUUUGUUAUCGGUAUUCGUUUCUCAACUUAACAACAAUCUGAGACCAGAAGAAAUUUAUUCAUCUUCAAUUUUUUGAAAGAAUGAGGAGCAGUUAUAACAUGAGGGAACGACUUCUUAUCUUCGUGUUAUUCGUAUGGACGGGAAAAAGCGAUAGCACAAUAUCAGCUCCAGUGCAACCGCCAAUUGAAGUUCCAUUGAAAGAACUCUCAGCUCAAGGAACAAACUUUGCAGCAAGCGAAAGCAAUGGCAAAAAUGGGAGACAGAGCGACGCCGAUACGGGCCAUUAUUUCCGAGUAGUGUCAGACAUGCACAAUCAGUCUCUUGUCUCAGGAGGAAAAGCUCAAUUCCGAUGCAAAGUCGAAGGGUACCCUAUGGACGACGUCACAUUUACAUGGUACAAGGGUAAUACUGUCAUUGACCCCUCAGACGACCCAAGAAUUUCAAUCCGUCAGAAAUCUGGAAUAUCACGUCUCCAAAUAAGCGAUGUUUUCACUGCUGACUCUGGUCUCUACAGAUGCGAAUCAUCUAACGGAUUCAGGAGAGUCGCAACUCAAGCUCAUUUGUCCGUCAGCUUCAUCAGACCACCACCACCUGGCAAAGACGAGACAAUCGAACCAAUUAUUCCUGCUGGUAAAUGCGAACCAUAUCAAGGACUUGCAUGCGCUACUUUCCUUGCUGGAAGACACGUUUAUAUUGACCCGUACCAGAAUCAAAUGGAUAUGGAGAAAUCAAUGUCUUUGGCACUGAGUAGAAUAGCCGAUCCUGAUCUCGUAUCCCAGACGUGCCAACGACAUGCUAUACCUGCUCUUUGUUAUUUUGUCUUCCCUGUUUGCGAUAACGGAGAUGAAGUUUUGAGAGCGAUCAGGGGGAAACAAACUGCAGAGGAAAAAGCGACCAAACUCUGCCGAGAAGAUUGUGAAUUGCUUAUGAAUGACGUCUGUAAAAAUGAAUUUAAAAACCCCGACGACGAUGUUUUCAUGGAGCAAAUCGCGGCCACAGCAAACUGCUCCCAACUCCCACCGACCACAGCAAGAGGUUCUGAAUGCAUGAAAGUCGGACUGAAAUCAGUUGUUGAAAAGCAACACACAUGCUACAACGGUACCGGUUAUGAAUACAAAGGAGUCCAACGGAAAACAAUUUCUGGAAUCACCUGUAAAUCUUGGCCUUUGGAUUUAGUGCAAAAGCAUACCGAACUCUCUGGAGGACACAACUUCUGCAGAAAUCCUGGGCACCUUGAACAACAGCCCUGGUGUUUCAUUGACGAAGCCAGAAAAACAAGAGAACUAUGCGAUAUCAGUAAAUGCGCUAUCCCAUCGUCUGGUUCUGAACUCAUCACUAUACUCAUCCCAAGCGUCGCCAUCCCGUUGUUGAUCGCCUGCAUUGGCGCUGUUUUCUAUUUCUGUUGUCGUAACAAAAGGUCAAAGGGCAUCCCAGGAAAGCAAGUUAAAAAUUCUUCGAUGCCAGGAGUCGAACUCUCACUUGCAACUACAAAAAAUUUGACUAAAGUUCCUCACCUAAACCCGCAAUCUCUACACUUUACGAUGGAUCUCGGAGACGGACAAUUUGGAAAAGUCUACAAAGCUCAGCUCGCACAAAACAUGAACUUCAACUCAAACUUUCCAGUUGCUGUGAAAACUCUCAACGAAGGAGCUUCAAAAUACCAAGUCGAAGAGUUUCAAAGAGAAAUGGAAAUUUUUUCGGAAUUACAACAUCCUAACGUUGCAUGUUUAAAGGCGGUAGUCGUUCAGCCAAAUCGUCGUUGCAUGGUGUUUGAAUAUACCAACAGGGUCGACCUUCAUGAAUUUCUCAGCCUCCAUUCACCACACUCUGACGUCGGAGUUUCUACCAAGAUGUCAAGCAGUGCCAGCAGUCAGGCAUCGAGUUCACUCGAACCGAAUGAUUUCAUUAUGAUGAUGUCCCAGAUUGCUUCUGGAAUGGAUUACCUUGCUUCUCGAAAUUUCGUGCAUCGCGACUUAUCAGCCAGGAAUAUUUUGGUCUGCCAGAACAACAUUCUUAAAAUCUGCAACCUUGGUGUCGUCAGAGAUUGUUACCUAUCAAGUUACUACAGAUCACCACAAGGAGGAAAUAUGCUUCCAAUCAGGUGGAUGGCCCCAGAAUCACUCACUAACAACAACUUUUCAACCAAGAGUACUGUCUGGUCUUUUGGAGUCCUAGUUUGGGAAAUGUUCAGCUACGGUCUUCAACCAUAUUGUGGAUACAGCAAUCAAGAAGUUUUGGAUAUGAUUACCAGAUUCCAGCUUCUUUCCUGUCCAGAUCAGUGUCCCGCUCGUGUUUACACACUCAUGCACGAAUGUUGGGCUCAGGAUCCUAACUGCCGACCAUCUUUCAAGGACAUCCAUGCCAAAUUGUGCGGAUGGGAAGGAGCAAAUGCGACCAGAAUGACUUCACAACUUGCACGUGGAAUUCAUAGGCAACUAACCAACAUUAUGAAAGAAGGACAAUACGGACAGUAUUCAAGCAUGGAAACUGCCAGCAUUCCAAGCUACAACACUCCUUCGCCUCCACCAACAUAUAAUGCAGUUACCGGGUUUGCAAAUAUCUCUCAACAGUAUUCACAGCCAGCAGCUCCAAAUGUAAGUCCCGCCUCUCAAAACGUAUUCAGUCAAUCAUCGCCUGCUACAAGUACUUCCGCGCCAGUGUAUCAGGGACAAGGACUGGUAGUCGAUCUGCAGGGAUCCCAAGACCCAACACAACUCUCACAUAGCUUCACUCCGGCAGGUUUUAUGAACAACGAGAGCCAGAACUUCCAGCCUAGAUAUUACGCCGAUCAACCCCAAUACGGAAAUUCAAGAAGGCCUACACAGAGCAGUCGGAGUACUAGCAGCUGUGCAUCCUCUUGCAGCGAAUAUGGGCCAAUGACCAGAUCUAACCCCGCCGCAUUGAUGGUAUAUAAUCAGCCACAGCAACAGUCAUUUCAAUACGGCGUGCCACAACCACAACAAAAGUUUUAUGGCGGCAUAGACUACCCAGUGACGUCACAAGCAUACCAGCCACAACCUGGUUACAUGCAACAGCACAGGCGUCCUCUCAGUGGAGUUAUCGAAGACGAUAAUGGAGUCGACAAUCUCAACCAUAGUCGUCUCCAACCCCCAUCUGCUGCAGUCGCUCCUUAUUCAGUUUCUGGAACCAACAGCGAUGGCGACAACUCUGUAUUCUCGGCACAACGAAGUGUAAAUAUGAAUACAUCUGCAGUUACAGACUCGAGUCGCAUUAGCGACAUAAAAUCGAAUAAUAAUGAUGUCAAACCGACUGUGUCAUCAACAAAGAUCCAAAAUGAAGAAACUGAGUCUUCGACUUCGUCAACGAGCGCUGCAGCACCAUCUUGCGACUCUGGAUUACCCGUCGAUGAGGAAUCUGAUCUUAUUGUGUCAAAUGCCAAUCAUUCAACUAAUAUAACGUCCCCACUGAUUGCGCCUAAACCUUAUACACCUAAAAAUCAAAGCGCCAGAUCUACACCGAACAAGGGCAAAUCGGAUCGUAAUUUUAUAGCUUGAUUUUAUGGAAUGUAGAUCAAACAAGUGGGGUCAAAGUUCGUGUGACACGGGUGGAUCAGAAACUGCCGAUAGCCAUGGUAACAAGGAGCCAUUGAGGCGGAACUUCAUGAACAAGGUAGCAAUAGGAGCUUGCUUGGUGGCGAACGCAAGGGGAUAGACAUUUUCGCCAUCGGUAUAAACUCCAUUUUCUAAAUAUCAAUUAAUGCGAAUCGAUGAUAUUUAUUGAAAAAAUACUAUUUUACAUCCCAUAAAUGUUUUAUUACAAAUUUUACUUCAUUCUAAGUUGUCUAUAUCAACUAUUUGCCUAUCUUGAGUUGUAAAUGAGUUUGAAUAAAUAACGUUUCUGGUUUCAAUAUUGAUGUCUUUUAACUUUUUCAAUAUGAUACACCGUCAAUUUUAUCAGCUUUACAAUUCUUUCAGAUUAUUA